Molecule: messenger RNA, 2829 nt
Organism: Pseudophryne corroboree (corroboree frog)
Lineage: Eukaryota; Metazoa; Chordata; Amphibia; Anura; Myobatrachidae
Product: short transient receptor potential channel 2-like
Exons: 12
Coding region: 1-2571 (856 amino acids)
Biological process (GO): calcium ion transmembrane transport; regulation of cytosolic calcium ion concentration; single fertilization
Cellular component (GO): cation channel complex; plasma membrane
Molecular function (GO): protein binding; store-operated calcium channel activity; inositol 1,4,5 trisphosphate binding
Source: RefSeq, a predicted model, not a curated record
AUGGUGAAUAAUACUUCUCAUAUCUUCUUUCCCCAGCAAGCCAACUGGAGGGAAAUUGUGAACAAGAAGCUGAAGUUUCCUGUGUCUCUUAUCAAUGCCAUCCAUGAUGGGAACCUCAUCCAGGUCCAGCAGCUUCUGCAGGUCAGCGAUGGGAUCCUGCGACAGCUGGACGAUAGCGAGGACCGAUCAUGGCGGGAGGCUCUCAACCUUGCCAUCCGCACCGGCAAUGAGGAGAUCAUGAAGACCCUUUUGCACUGUGUCAAGUUCGAUUUCAGGCAGAUCCAUGAAGCCCUCUUGGUGGCUGUUGACACCAACCAGCCGCAUGUGGUUAAAAUGUUGCUGGAUCGACUGGACCAGGAGAAAGGGAUCAAGAUGGACAUCAAGUCCUUCUCGUUGGCUUUCUUUGACAACUCCAUUGACAACUCCCGCUUUGCGCCUGGGGUGACCCCACUCACUUUGGCCUGCGAGAAGGACCUCUAUGAGAUCGUGGAGAUGCUGAUGAAGAAGGGCCACGUGAUCACAACGCCGCACAAGAUCUCCUGUGCAUGCCUGGAGUGCAGCAAUGGGCGCAAGUAUGACCUCCUAAAGUUCUCCUUGUCCCGUAUUAACACCUACAAAGGAAUUGCCAGCAGGGCGUAUCUUUCCAUCGCCAGCGAAGACGCCAUGCUGAGAGCUUUCAAGCUGAGUCGGGAGCUGAAACGCCUUUCCAGAAAGGAGCCAGAGUUUAAGCCGGACUACCUGAGCCUGGAGGACCUGUCUCAGGAGUUUGCGGUGGAAUUGCUCGGGAUGUGCAGGAACCAGAGUGAAGUCACCGCGGUGCUGAAUGACUGUGGGGACGACAGCGAUGAGGAAGAGUUGGACAAUCAGGCCUUUGAGGAAGGGAUCCCGAACCUGGCCAGACUCCGCCUCGCUGUCCACCAUAACCAGAAGCGGUUUGUGGCCCAUCCCAUCUGCCAGCAAGUCCUGUCCUCUAUCUGGAGCGGGAAGCUGUCAGGGUGGAGGGGCAGUAAUACCAUCUGGAAGCUGUUCAUUUCCUGUGCCAUCUUCUUCACCAUGCCGCUCCUGUGCCUCAUCUACUGGCUGGCUCCCAAGUCCAGGGUUGGGAAAAUCCUGAAGAUCCCUGUGAUAAAGUUCCUCUUGCACUCCGCGUCCUACCUGUGGUUCCUGAUCUUCCUCUUGGUGGAAUCCUUGAUCAUGGAGAGUAGACACGACAUAUAUGAGGGCCGAGACCAGACCAUCUGGCAGAACUCCCUACAUAUGAUCUGGGUGGCAGGUUUUUUGUGGCAUGAGUGCAAGGAGGUCUGGAUCGAAGGGCUGCGGAGCUAUUUCCUGGACUGGUGGAACUUUCUGGACAUUGUGACGAUCAGCAUGUACCUGGCCUCCUUCUCUCUGAGAAUCCUAGUGGCGGUGAAGGGUUACCUGUCCUGCAAUGAAGAGCCUCAGUCAGAUGUAUGCUUCUACUACACCAAGGCAGGACGUCCUGAGUGGAACACGGAGGACCCACAGUUCAUCGCUGAGGUCCUGUUUGCUGUGACCAGUAUGCUCAGCUUCACACGCCUGGCCUAUAUCCUCCCAGCACACGAGACCCUCGGGACCCUGCAGAUAUCCAUCGGGAAGAUGAUUGAUGACAUGAUACGGUUCAUGUUUAUUCUCAUGAUAAUCCUUACCGCCUUCCUGUGCGGCCUCAACAACGUCUACGUCAACUACAGCGACUCCGACAAGCUGGGAAACUUUAACGAGACCUUCCAGUUUCUGUUCUGGACCAUAUUCCAGAUGGUGGAGAGGACAACGGUGGACAUGAACCACUACAUGGUGGCAGAGUUUGCUGGUCGAGCUCUUUACGGUCUUUUUACCAUCGUUAUGGUCAUUGUCCUCCUCAAUAUGCUCAUUGCUAUGAUCACAAAUUCCUUCCAGAAGAUUGAGGACGAUGCCGAUGUUGAAUGGAAAUUCGCUCGCUCCAAACUGUACCUGUCCUAUUUUAGAGAAGGUCUGACGCUACCAGUUCCGUUUAACAUCAUCCCCACCCCCAAAUCUCUCUUCUACAUCAUCAGAGGCGUCCUGAGGUUACUGUGCUGCUACACGCCUAAGAAGAAGCCAGAAUACCCCCCCAUCACCACCAUGGGGAAUGGUGGAGGGGAGUCUUACGGGGAGAGCCGCUCCUCGUACCGCCUGCAGGUGAUCAAGGCCCUCGUGCAGCGAUACAUAGAUACGGCCAGAAGGGAAUUCGAAGAGAGCAGGCGCAAAGACCUGGGCAACCGGAUCACGGAGCUGAACAAAAACGUCACCCGUCUCCAGUCAGAGGUGAAGAAUCUGCGGCGUUCCCUGGUGGAGGGCGGAGCCCAGGUCACUGCUAAAGACGGUGAGAACGUGCUGAGUCGCUACAUUAUGAAAGUAAAGAGCAGUUUCCAGAAUUAUGACCAGGAAUCCGUCAGCUCGGGGAAAGAUUCCUCGGAAGUCACCGUUCACCGUGACAGCUUUGGAAGUAUAUUGCCCGAGGAAGACUGUCCUCCGUACCCAGACUUGUCUCUUGUAGAUGAUGUAGAGCAUGGGGAGCCAGGGGAUGACAUGUAGAGGACGUGAGCUACAGUACCUGCACCACGGAUCAUUCAGACUUCUAUAGAAGCAAAACGUUAUGUGGCCGAUAUAUAUACAUCUUCAUUACCAGGUAGUCAGCAGGAACAGGUCCGAACCUGCCCUUAGCAAAGACCCAUAUAUACAAUACAAAGUGGGCGCUAAAUUUGGUAUAUUGACAAUUGAGAUAUUGAUUGGCUGCUCACACAAGGAGGAUCUAGGUAUCCUCCUAGAUAAAGAGACACUGCACCUAAGAAA